Messenger RNA from Choloepus didactylus (southern two-toed sloth), 1678 nucleotides. Its product is annotated as 4'-phosphopantetheine phosphatase-like. The record is from RefSeq and is a predicted model, not a curated record. Gene Ontology annotation, molecular function: pantothenate kinase activity; ATP binding. Lineage: Eukaryota; Metazoa; Chordata; Mammalia; Pilosa; Megalonychidae. Gene Ontology annotation, biological process: coenzyme A biosynthetic process. Gene Ontology annotation, cellular component: nucleus; cytosol.
GAACACCUACAUCGAGGCCUGCCUGGACUUCAUCAAGGACCACCUGGUCAACACGGAGACCACCGUCAUCCAGGCCACGGGGGGCGGUGCCUACAAGUUCAAGGACCUCAUCGAGGAGAAGCUGCGGCUCAAAGUCUCCAAGGAGGACGUGAUGACCUGCCUCAUAAAGGGCUGCAACUUUGUGCUGAAGAACAUCCCACAGGAGGCGUUUGUGUGCCAGAAGGGCUCCGACCCCGAGUUCCGCUUCCAGACCAGUCACCCCGACAUCUUCCCGUACCUCCUGGUCAGCAUCGGCGCCGGCGUCUCCAUCGUGAAGGUGGAGACUGAGGAUGCGUUCGAGUGGGUCGGCGGCAGCUCCAUUGGUGGCGGAACCUUCUGGGGACUUGGGGCCCUGCUGACCAAAACCAAGAAGUUUGAUGAGCUGCUGCAGCUGGCCUCCCGGGGCCAGCACACCACUGUGGACAUGCUGGUGCAGGACAUCUACGGCGGCGCCCACCACACGCUCGGGCUGGGCGGCAACCUCAUCGCCAGCAGCUUCGGAAAGUCCGCCACGGCCGACACAGAGUUCUCCAAAGAGGACAUGGCCAAGAGCCUGCUGCACAUGAUCAGCAACGACAUCGGGCAGCUCGCCUGCCUCUACGCCAGGCUCCACCACCUGGACAGAGUCUACUUCGGGGGCUUCUUCAUCCGGGGCCACCCCGUCACCAUGCGCACCAUCACCUACAGCAUCAACUUCUUCUCCAAGGGAGAAGUCCAGGCUCUGUUCCUGAGGCACGAAGGCUACCUGGGGGCCAUCGGAGCAUUCCUGAAAGGAGCCGAGCAAGACAAUCCCAACCAGUAUAGCUGGGGAGAAAACUACGCGGGCAGCUCCGGCCUGAUGAGCCCGGCCCCCGAGCUCUGCCCGGUGCAGAGGGCAAGGAGCGGCACGUUUGACUUGCUGGAGAUGGACCGGCUGGAGCGGCCGCUGGUGAACCUGCCCCUCCUCCUGGACCCCACCUCCUACGUCCCCGACACCGUGGACCUGACUGACGACGCCCUGGCCCGCAAGUACUGGCUGACGUGCUUCGAGGAGGCGCUCGACGGGGUCGUGAAGCGCGCCGUGGCCAGCCAGCCGGAUGCGGCCGACGCCGCCGAGCGAGCAGAGAAGUUCCGCCAGAAGUACUGGAGCAAGCUGCAGACGCUGAGGCAGCAGCCCUUCGCCUACGGGACCCUGACGGUGCGCAGCCUGCUGGACACCCGGGAGCACUGCCUCAACGAAUUCAGCUUCCCGGACCCCUACUCCAAAGUCAAGCAGAAGGAGAACGGCGCGGCGCUGAAGUGUUUCCAGAGCGUUGUCCGCUCCCUGGACUCACUGCGCUGGGAGGACAGGCAGCUGGCCCUGGUGAAAGGGCUCCUAGCGGGCAAUGUCUUCGACUGGGGGGCGAAAGCCGUCUCCGACGUUCUAGAAUCGGAUCCCCAGUUUGGAUUUGAGGAAGCUAAGGGGAAAUUACAAGAGCGCCCCUGGCUCGUGGACUCCUACAACGAGUGGCUUCAGAGGCUGAAGAUAACAGUGGAAUAGACGUCAUUUUGGGAGUCUUCCCCUUUGUCAGGGAGCUACUCUUUAGAGGGACUGAGGUGAUCCUGGCGUGCAACUCGGGCCCCGCCCUGAAUGACGUGACCCACAGCGAGUUCCUCAUCC